AUGCCUCACAACGUGCUGGCUAUGGGGACGGUGUUGGCGGCCCUGGGGGCGAAGGCGGCGGGAUCGGGAGUCGAUCCCACCUCGUUCAUUGGAGCGGGGGCGGCUCCCCUCAGCAAAGGGAUGGGUUCCGUGCUGCUGUCGCUGAAGGCGGGCAAGGCAGCAACGGCAGCAGCAGCCCCCUCCACAUCCUUCCUUGCCAAUGCGGGAGAUGCGGCACUAGGGGCAGCGGGCACGGGGGCUGGCGCUGCAGCGCCGGCCAAAGCAGCAGCAGCAGCAGCAGCAGCAGCAGGUGGUUCUCCUGGGAAGGCAGGUUUGAGCCUGUUAGCUGCUAAGGGGUCCGCAGCAUCCGGUGCGGCCGCCCCUUCUACGGUAGCAGGAGCGGCAGGUGUAAAGGGAGCUUCAGGUGCAGGGACCGCAGCAGCAGCUAACUCUUCUAUGCUGAAAGUAGCUCAGAAGGCAUGCUUUAGAAAGAAGAAAGCAGGUUUACUUAAGGGCCCCAAACACGGAGGUGCGAAGACACCGCACGCGUCAGGGGCUUCAGCAACAGCAGGAAGACAUGGAGGCAGCUCGGGCCCCACAUCUAACCAUCCCCACAACUCAACACACGGUACGCAGAACACAGGAGCGACUGGAGGUGAGCAUACAGCCCACCCUCAACCGCACUCGACCCAGGGGACCCACAGUGCAGCCCACGGCGGCGGAGAGGCCUCGCGGGCUUCAGCCAGUCGCGGCUCAGGGUUUCAAGGGCCCCUAACAGGGCAGCAUGGGGGCCCCAGCUCGAGCGCAGGAACAAACUAUGUUGGGGCCCCCCCGGCAGGUACUGAGGGGGGAGAAGAGAUUAUGCCGGGGACAGUAGGGACCCCUGCCCACGCCAAGUUCCUACAGCUGCACAAGGGGCCCACCAGCUCUACCGCGGCCUUCGCCAGCACUUCUCAUAGUUCUCCCAUGCCACACACCGUCUCCGCAACACCAGCUGCAGCAGCAGCAGCAGCAGCAGAUCACGCUGCAGGAGGUCCUGCUGCUGUCGCAGGCCCAGCCAUGAGGGCCGCGGACUUCGGUGUAUCUCCGACGGGAGGCGCUCCCGGGAUGGAUCCCGGCGCGUUCGAUGGCGCAGCAGCAGCAGCAGCAGCAGAGGGCCCCUCCAAGGGCUCUUCAAUGCUAAAGGGGUUCGUGGAGGGGGCCCUGGGGGUCGAUAGCUCAGCGGGAACGGGCGGCGGCAUGCUGCACAGCCUCUCAGCUGGGAUGGGGCAGAAUUUGUUUGGCAGUUGGUGGGGUGGCGGUGCGACGGCGGGGGGAGCGGCGGCGGCAUUGGGGGCUGCAGCAGCGGCCGACCCCACAGGCCUGGGAGCGAUCGAUCCCACAGCCCUGGGAUCGGUCGAUCCCACAGCCCUGGGAUCGGUCGAUCCAGCGGACAUGAUGGAGGGCGACCCCUCAGACCUGGUGGAUCCCGAAUCCGUGGGAGAGCAGACAAUGGCCGUUGCUGCGCUGCUACCCAGCCUCUUUGGCCGCCUCUUAGGAGAGGGUAAGCAGAGAGAAGAUAAUAAGAACGCGCGCCCCACAAAGCCCCAACUGGCUAGAAGGGACUCUCUAGCCUCCACUGCAUGCGCCAGCGAUGGGGCUGCCUCAGACAGCGGCAACCCGCUGCAAAGUGCAGCAGCAGAAGCCGGCCUCACCUCUCGCCGGGUGUAUCGAUCCAGGGUAGGAGACAGAAAGGCCACCUAUGCCGACUUCCUCUGCUGA
Molecule: messenger RNA, 1740 nt
Organism: Eimeria acervulina
Lineage: Eukaryota; Apicomplexa; Conoidasida; Eucoccidiorida; Eimeriidae
Exons: 1
Coding region: 1-1740 (579 amino acids)
Source: RefSeq, a predicted model, not a curated record